Molecule: messenger RNA, 10320 nt
Organism: Coregonus sp. 'balchen'
Lineage: Eukaryota; Metazoa; Chordata; Actinopteri; Salmoniformes; Salmonidae
Source: the annotation of a GenBank genome assembly
AUGUCACAAGUCCAAGGACAUGAGCUCAGUGAAGAGUGCAGACUGAGUAAAGACAGAAAGACAGACAGAAAAUCCUUCCCCCUCAUGUCCAGCCCAUCCCACAUACAACACUAUGUGAUAGACAGUGUCCAUCUGCUGUUAGAUGGUCAGUUGAACCCUUGCCAUAAUAAAUGUAAUUGAGACUGCUACUCUUGUCCUUUAGCUAAAUAUGGAGGGAGCUUAAGGAGAGGAGGGGAGUAUGAGUGAGGUGGAGGUUGUGUGGCGUUUGCAAAGAAAGCAGCGAGACGAUUGGUUGAUGCUAGUCCAGGCGAAGGGCUUCUUGCCCAAUCCUGAUCAUAUUCAGACAAAAGGCAGCUAGAUGAGGGGUACUUAUUGGGUAGUCAUAGUACUGUGUCUAUCAACGGUGUAUCAGAAAGCCACUCUUCCCUGGAGUUCCAUCUUUCUCUCUGUUGUCUGUUGCAGCGGAGACAGCCACCAUGGUAAGAGUCUGUAGAGGGAGAAACCGAGAGCGAACGAAGAUAACAAUCUUUUAAAUGAUCAGAUGUUUUAGGAUUGUUUCGCUCAUUCUGCUGUUUUCUACAGAUGUUGUCCGAUUUCUAAAGUUUUUGCUGAUAUUUUUUCAUUGUGGGGAAUUGCUGAAGAUGGAUAUUCCUGAUUGAUUUUGAAAAUGGACUAGUCCUGCCUGUGCUCAAACAUACGUACACACACACCAGCUGGCCCAGCUGUGGAGUACAGCUGGACCAAACGAUUUACGUAAAGAGGGCUACCGAUUUUAAAGUUUAAGGAUCUUGUCUUGUUGUUGUGGCCCACGCAUCAAGAUCUUGCCUUUUUUUUUCAAUGAGGUGUUUUUUGUAUUCCCUUUGCUGUUAUGUUACAUGUACCACAGACCGAACGUCAUGCGGUAAUAUUGUGUACCGCGUCUACUUCAAUUCACGCGUUAGUGUAUGACGUCGUUAAGGUUUUUCAAGGCCACCAUUGGUCACCAAAGGUUACUGAGACAGUGGUGCUGGCUAGACAGAACACGGUGGCAAAGUGAUUGAAAGUGACAAAGUGAGUGAGUGACAGGUGGAAUGCCAACAUAUCUGUAUCUGUAUGUCACAGUGUAGACAUAGACACUAGUAAUGACUUUGGCAGAAUCUCUGCCAUGCCAGAGGGAGGCAGUAUAAUGAAUGUGAGGGAUGGGGUUGUGGGGGGUGCUCAGAGUACAAGGAGUUGUUAAAGAGGAUGGAUGAAUCAGUGUAGGAGCAGAGUGGUGGGACAUGGCUGUGAUUGACUAUCAACUCUCCCCUGGAGGUAUAUUAAGUAUCUGUCAUAUUUUUGCUGUUGAACCAAUGGUUCAAGGACCAAAGACAGAAAGACAGUCCUAUCUUCCUUCAUUACUUUUAUUGGAAAUAAUCUAUAUUGCUUUUCUGUUGCUUUUUAAAAGUUAUACAAUAUGUUCAUUGAUGACAUGUAAAGGCAUUAAAUAAUGUUGUUAGAUUAUCAUUUUCUACCAUGGCCCUACACAAAUAUGUAUCAUUUGUAGAACGUUUGUGAACAUGUAAUAUUUUUUUCAUUGUCAUAAUGUUGCUUGUCAUUUAGCUUGAUGUAGAUGUGUGAAGAGUUGCUGCCAGUCAAUGGUAGGUAGGUGGAGGUGAUGACAGAUAUAUGGUAGGUAGGUGGAGGUGAUGACAGAUAUAUGGUAGGUAGGUGGAUGUGAUGACAGAUAUAUGGUAGGUAGGUGGAGUUGAUGACAGAUAUAUGGUAGGUAGGUGGAGGUGAUGACAGAUAUAUGGUAGGUAGGUGGAGGUGAUGACAGAUAUAUGGUAGGUAGGUGGAGGUGAUGACAGAUAUAUGGUAGGUAGGUGGAGGUGAUGACAGAUUUAUGGUAGGUAGGUGGAGGUGAUGACAGAUAUAUGAGGGAAAAUAAAAUGACCCAUCCCAUAUAGUGUGACAGCAGCUAUAAAGUGUCCAGACUGUGGUCUGGAUCCAACAUGCUCUCUUCAAUGACAGCUCUACGGCACUGUUGCGGUCAAUUCGAAUUGAAGGCAGUCAAUUCAGGAAGUAAACUGAAAUUCCAAUUCAAUAAUUGAAAAAAAAGCUCAUCUAUUUUUAAUGACUUCUCAAAAAACUUCAGAGUAAAAGCCAUUUAUUUCUAAAAUAUUUCAAUUUGUAAAGUUUAAAUUCAAAUCACUUAUUGAAUUGACUACCUUCAAUUGGAAUUGACUCCAAACCUGCUCUACAAUACCUGUAUUAAUCUUCUCAGAAAGGUCUGUUUUAAUAUAUAUAUAAUUAUCUAACAGAAAGGUCUGUUUUAAUAUAUAUAUAAUUAUCUAACACCACAGGCACAGUGAACUAGUACAUGAGAAAAUGUAUAUAUUAAUACAACUUCCCCUAUCCUCCCCCUCUAGCCUACUGAAACACAGAGCGACGCCCGCUCCUUCCUGAGCGAGGAUAUGAUUGCUGGUAAGCCACGUGUGUAAUGUAUAGCAUAUCCCUGUGUCUGCUUGUUCCAACCAUGCUAUGUGUAUCACUUCACAUUCAGCUGUUUAGGUCGUGUUUAUGUAGCCAUAGUCAUCCUAAGAAUACUUCCAACAGUCAACAAAAUGUGUCACUUUAAAAAUGCUCUGAUUGUACCAACAGCACAUUAAGGUAACACGUGACCAACAGGUGAGAAUUUCUCUCGGUAAACACUAACUCUCCCAUCCAGAGUUCCAGGCUGCCUUCAACCUGUUCGACAGUGACGGUGGUGGUGACAUCAGCACCAGGGAGUUGGGUCAGGUGAUGAGGAUGUUGGGCCAGAACCCGACCAGAGAGGAGUUGGCCCUCAUCAUUGAGGAGGUCGAUGAGGAUGGUAAAUAACUGACUGGGUCAAAUGUCAGGAGAUAAUUCAAAUGUCUGGCCAGGGUAUUUCUACUAUUAUUCAUGCUUCCUCUGUCCCUGCUUCAUCUCAUGAGCCCCUGGCUGUGUCCUGCCCUCCUCCCAACACCAGGUAGCGGCAGUAUCGACUUCGAGGAGUUCUUGGUCAUGAUGGUGAGGCUCCUAAAGGAGGACCAGGCCGGCAAGUCCGAGGAAGAAUUAUCAGAGGUCUUCCGUAUAUUCGACAAGUACGUCCCCUGAAUCGUAACCCCUGGAGUCUCCUCCUUACUGGCAUGUUACAGAGAUUUCUCACCCUGGUUCACCAUAAGGUAUCUGGUGGAUGGCCAAUCACAGGACACAGCCUCGUUAGGAAGCUCAAAUCAGCUUCAUUUCCCUUUUAGUUCAGGCAAAAUACAGCAGCUGUGCGUUACAUUAUUCUAAUUGAUCUCAACUGAUCUAUCCUCUGCCCAAUACAACAGAAAUGGCGACGGUUUUAUUGACCGUGAGGAGUUAAAUGACAUCUUGGCCGCCACUGGAGAGCCAGUCACAGAGGAGGAAUGUACCGAGCUAAUGACAGACGCAGACCUAAACAAAGACAACAGGCUUGAUUUUGAUGGUAAGACAUGCACUCCCACACACACAGGCUUAAAUGUCAUUCACAUUCAUGUAUUAUGCUAACGGAACAUAAACUGGUAGAUGACUAAUUGUCAAUGGUAAACGAUUUGCAUAGAAACUUUGACUAGUGAUUGGUUUGGGAUUAACAGGGGCAAUUUGGGUGCGCAGUCUGUGGGUAAAUAUAGACUGGAAUGCACGCGCACACACACACACACACACACACAGUUGUCUGUUUAAACUAUGGUAAUUUGUGUAGGCAAGUUUAUUUCUGUUAAUUAAUAUUAAUGACCACAAGUCUUGACUAAACUCAACUCCCGCUGUUCUGGGUUUCUGUGUUUGACAAAUAUUCAAAACAGAAUACAGUGUUGAGGUCUGGUAUCAUGGAAGUACCACAUCCACAUGAGAUAAACAAUCAUUAACAUGAAAAGGCUCAUAUAUGACAUUCAUCUUCUGGUUACUGGACACAUACAGGGUUAUAGGGGGGGAUACUAUAUAUUGUGCUUGGGUGAGGGUUGUGGUUUGAUGAUACAGUCGUGUGUUUUGCUAUCACAGAGAGCGGGAGGUUGAUUGGGAUAAAGGAACUCUCAGUAGUAGUGUGUUUUGCUAUCACAGAGAGCGGGAGGUUGAUUGGGAUAAAGGAACUCUCAGUAGUAGUGGGUGGGAGAGGAUCCAAUGAACCCCUUUUUUCUGUGUUCCAGAAUUUCUGAAAAUGAUGGAGAAUGUACAGUAACAAGACCAGCAUUCCUUUCUGACCCUUUCCAUUUGCCACUUCUACUGCUUGAAGAAAAGAACAACUAUGUUUCUGAAUGGAAAAUCAAAUACAAAAUUGAAGCCACACCUUCUUGAGUCUUCCCAACUACUUACAGUAAAGAGGCUACCCAAAAACACUACAAAUCAAAUCAAAGUUUAUUGGUCGCGUACACAGAUUUGCAGAUGUUAUCGCAGGUGCAGCGAAAUUAUUAUGUUUCUAGCUCCAACCGUCCAGUAAUAUCUACCAAUACAAUAAAAAUACACACAAUCCAAAAAGUUAAAAACAACUAGAAAUUAAGAAAUAUCAGAAUGAGCAAAGUCAGAGUCCGGAAUAUAAACUGAACAAAACUAUAAAUGCAACAUGUAAAGUGUUGGUCCCAUGUUUCAUGAGCUGACAUAAAAUAUCCCAGAGAUUUUCCAUAUGCACAAAAAGCUUAUUUCUCUAAAAUUUGGUGCACAAAUUUGUUUACAUCCCUGCCAAGAUAAUCCAUCCACCUGACAGGUGUGGCAUAUUACGAAGCUGAUUAAACAGCAUGAUCAUUACACAGGUGCACCCUGUGCUGGGGACAAUAAAAGGCCACCCUAAAAUGUGUUUUGUCACACAACACAAUUACAUUUUAGUCAUUUAGCAGACGCUCUUAUCCAGAGCGACUUACAGUUAGUGAGUGCAUACAUUUUUAAAAAAUCAUACUGGCCCCCCGUGGGAAUCGAACCCACAAUCCUGCCGUUGCAAACGCCAUGCUCUACCAACUGAGCUACAUCCCUGCCACAGUUGUCUCAAGUUUUGAGGGAGCGUGCAAUUGAAAUGUCCACCAGAGCUGUUGCCAGAGAAUUUAAUGUUAAUUUCUCUACCAUAAGCUGCCUCCAACGUCGUUUUAGAUAAUUUGGCAGUACGUCCAACCGGCCUCACAAUCGCAGACCAUGUGCAACCACGCCAGCCCAGGACCUCCACAUCCGGCUUCUUCACCUGAGGCAUCGUCUGAGACCAGCCACCCGGACAGCUGAGGAAACUGAGGAGUAUUUAUGUCUGUAAGAAAGCCCUUUUGUGGGGGAAAACUCAUUCUGAUUGCCUGGGCCUGGUUCCUCAGUGGGUGGGCCUGGCUCCCAAGUGGGUGGGCCUAUGCCCCCCCAAGCCCACCCAUGGCAGCGCCUCUGCCCAAUCAUAUACAUACAUACAUAUAUAUAUAUAUACUAAGGAGUCUGCCCAAAUCCACUACAGUAAAGAUUCUACCCCAAAACACUACAAUAAAGUGAAAAUGUGUUUGAGAAAAGACAAUAACUGAAGGUUAUUUACCCCCUCCUCGAUACUGCCGAUCUCAGUAAUGUGGACUCUGUGGCUAUAAAUAUCCGUCCAACCCUUUUAAGACGAAGGCUCUUUCCGCAACCCGCAACCUAACACUUCCCACCCAGCUGUCUCUUUACACCUGCUCCCUCUCAAGAAAUGCUACACCCCUCUGGCCCCCCUGCGUCUCUCCCCUCUGCAUCUCGCCCCUGGCUCCUCUGAGUCCCUCCCCUCUCCCCUCUCCCCCCCUCCCCUCUCCCCUCUGCAUCUCGCCCCUGGCUCCUCUGAGUCCCUCCCCUCUCCCCUCUGCAUCUCGCCCCUGGCUCCUCUGAGUCCCUCCCCUCUCCCCUCUUUGUCUCGCCCUUCUUUUUUCUGCGUCUCGCCCCUCUCGCGUCUCAACCCUGUACAGAGCACUUUCAAAAAUAAACCUGCUUUCAUCUUUAAUAUAUGUUUCCAUCUCCUUGUUGUCAUGUUGAUACAGUAGACUGGCUCAUUGUCUGCUCCUUCUGUAUCACUCCACUCUACCGUUUCUCUGUAUCAAGACAAGCCCUUUGCCAAUCAUAAUGCAUCACUAUCAGCCCUCCCCUCCAGUACCACUACCCCUCCCCUCCACCACCCCCACGCCUUCCCUUACCACUCCCCCCCACCCUGACUGCAACAUCUCAGGUAUCCUAGCCCACCCUCACCCCGUAUAUUCCACUUUCUCCUCCCCUCUCCUAUUCCCAUAUAUGAACUAUUCCCACUAGUCAGUGUCCUUGGUUUCUGAAAACACCUUUGUUCCAAAGUCCAUAGAAAAAACGGUCAUCUUGAUUGGCUCUGCCUAAUCCUUCUGAGGUCCUUUGUUGUGGUUUUUCUUGUGAUGAAUCUUGAAAGAUUCAUGAAAAUGGAUGAAAGAGAAAUAGGUCUACCACAUUAGGUAAAGGAGCAUGCAAAGUCCAAAACAGUUCACCAAAAAAGAAAGACAGUAAAGGUGAAGAAAACGUUCAGAUGCUUCUAAUUGCGUCGCUAACGGCAACUUGCAAAAUCAAUGAUCUUUUCAUCACUUCAUGUCAUCCAUGAUGAUCAAAAAAGAGCUGUGAGCACUCAACAGAAUGCACUGACACUGCUCUGUCUCCAUGGAGAGGUCCCCAGGUUUACAAAUACUAUAUCAGUAUUGUAAGAUGCCAUCUCCAAGAAAUGUGUAGUAGCAGCAGCCCACCAAAUCCUUAUUUUGGAAGAUAUCCUCCGCUCCCUGAGUAUAUAGCCCUUAACCCCCACCACCACCACCACUAACAACAUCCCACCCCCUUCUUCCCCAUAAUAUCCCAGAAUCCCACCCCUCCUCCUCCCUCUCAGACACCAGGCCUUAUUAUCUCUGCGCAGGAAACCUCCACCAUACAAGGAGAGUCAAAUAUUGAGUGGUUGGCCUGUUUAUUGGAUACGAUACUGUAAUUAAGGGCGGGCUCUGUCUCUGUCCUGUCCCCAUACAACCAUAAAUCGUCUGCUAUUCAGGGCAUAGCACUGCCAGCUUCCAGCUCUGCAGCCCUUUUCCACAGGGUAGGGUUUCACACCCAGAAUGAAACGCCAUCCCACGGUCACAACCCGCUCUGGGCCCACCCUUCUUUAUCAGCAAUGCUGAGGCCUACCUUUGGUUUAAAGUAUGGUACCAGCAAUCACCAUAUUUGCUUGAAAUCACAAGUGCAUGCUUGGACAUAAGCUACACCUUGUUUCAGAAUUUAAUAUAUUCAGAGAUUGCUUAAAAGGGCUGGCUUCAUUCCCUUCUGAAUAAAAAAAACAUUGAAACUUUGCGAGUGGGGCAGGUGAGGGAAUUUGUUUAGCUUGAUGAGCAAAAACAUUUUGUCUGACAGGGAAUAGCUAGGUAUACUGUUACAUUCAGGUACCUCAAACCUGCUGCACUUACAACAGGGGUGUCAAACUCAUUCCAUGGAGGGCCUAGUGUCUCCGGGCUUUUGGUUUUGCCUUUCAAUUAAGACCUGGACAACCAGGUGAGGGGAGUUCUUUACUAAUUAGUGACCUUAAUUCAUCAAUCAUGUACAAGGGAAGAGCGAAAACCCACAGACACUCGGCCCUCCGUUGACUUACAAUCAAAAUAAAAAAUUGGUAGAUGCAUACUUAUAAAAAGUCUUACUUGAAUGCCCAGAAAUGUUGUGUGCCUUUCAAUAGUGACAUGUACCUGAAAACUUCCCAAAACUUUCCCCCAAACUUCCUAAGCUAAGUUUACCCCAUCAAUUAAAUGUUUGCAGAUUCAAGACCACCACUCACCACUCAACAUUUUUAUUGGCUUGUGGGGGGCUUCAGAACCCUAAAAAGUUCAAGAUUCUAAAUCUGGAGUCCUGUGAGCAUCGGGGGGCGUGUCUUAGGUGACCAGUUUAAAGCGUGUCUGAACUCUUACUUAACGUCUAGUCUUUCUGUUGAGGUGCACGCGGAUUGACCACUCCUUGGGCUUUAUUUCCGUGGAUAUUUUGGGGAAAGCUAAUUCGCAACCAUGGUAAGAACAAUCAUUUGAACACGCACAACCAAUUACACGAAUAAAAGCAUGAUAAAUAGCGAGGUUGUAUUGGUUAAAUGUGCAAUGUUAAAUCUGGAUGGGCAAAGAAAUAAGGGCAAUUAAGAUUUAAUUAGCCUAAUUUAGAAAUAAUUUAGUUGAGAAUAAUAUCGACAAUGUAUUGUCUCUUGAAUAUAAAGUGUAAGGUAUAAGACGUGUGAUUGAAACAUUUUCUUAACUCAUGAUUUUCUCAAUCUCAUCUUGAUAACAACUAAAUUGUGUUUACCAAAAAUAUUAAGUAUUGAUAGCAGUAUUUCUGGAGCAUGAAAGUUAUGUGUGUUCAGUGGGCGCACGGUAUAUAUGGGUUUAUGGGUGCUUGUCGGACACACAACCUAAAAGGGAGUCCCACAGCAAGGCUGCGGGUUGUGCUUACGCGACAAAUUCCGCCGGAUUGUGUAUCCGCAUGGCCAUAUACAGAGGGUGGGGGAAGUAAUGUGCUGAGCCUUAAAUAGCAUAGCUACAUUUCACUUGGCACAAGAGCUGUCAGUAGUCCUUAUAGGCCUAGCCUGCCCCUUUUGUGAGGACACUUUUUUUUUUUUUUUGUGAGUGUCAAUAAAACAAACACACUAAUCUGAUAGCCAAUAACAUCAACAACUGUUGGCAAAAAAAUUAAGCUUGGUCUUGGAGAGAUGGUCACUUCAAUGACAUGACACGUGGCGCUGUUUUUUUCUCUAGACUGAUGCGCAACAGGAGGCUCGCUCAUUCUUGAGCGAUGAGAUGCUUAACGGUGAGUAGGCCCAUCACAAACCCAUGUUGCCGUUAAUUUAAUGUCAGGUCUAAUGAAUACAAUAAUACGUUUCCCGAUACUUAUCAGCUACCUCAUCAUUCCAGAGUUCAAGGCUGCCUUCGACAUGUUCGACACCGACGGUGGCGGUGAUAUCAGCACCAAGGAAUUGGGUCAGGUCAUGAGGAUGUUGGGCCAGAAUCCGACAAGAGAGGAGUUGGAUGAAAUCAUUGAGGAGGUCGAUGAGGAUGGUGAGAAACGGCUGAUUCUAAAAUAGAUUAUAUUAGCCUACGUUAAUGUAUGUAUAAACCUAAAUGGGAUGCUUAAAUUACUUUUGGGUAACCUAUGCCCAUGUUGUGACCAGUGUAUCAUAAAUACCUGUUUACAUUGUCUUUUAACUGUUGUAUUCGAGCGUGUUGCGUCAUCUAUCUGACUCUUCACCUCAGGUAGCGGCACAAUCGACUUCGAGGAGUUCUUGGUCAUGAUGGUGAGACUCCUAAAGGAGGACCAGGCCGGCAAGUCCGAGGAAGAGUUAGCGGAAUGUUUCCGUGUGUUCGACAAGUACGUUACAGGUUUGGGGAGAAGGGGUUACAGUUUACAUGUGUGCAAUUACAGUCAGCCUUCAAAUGAUGUCGAAAGGCUGUUAAACUCCUUCCAAUGUGUUACUUGCGCAGGAAUGCCGACGGCUACAUAGACAGAGAAGAGUUCGCCAUCAUCAUCCGCAGCUCUGGCGAGCAAAUCUCAGAGGAAGAGAUCGACGAGCUGCUGAAGGAUGGAGACAAGAACGCUGAUGGCAUGCUGGACUUUGACGGUAUGACAUAGGGAUACUAAUUGUGAUGCUGAUUGGCCAAUUAGCCUACAUAUUGACUUGCACUUUAUUGACCCUGAAUUACAUAGCCAUGAAUUAAAACUUUUUGUUCAUAAUGGAUUUGUCACUCUUUUUAGAAUUCCUCAAGAUGAUGGAAAAUGUGCAGUAAAACAGAGACUCAUGGACAUUCCUCCUUCCUUUGACCCCCCUGCUGACCUAUUCUGAUCCUCUAUUGACCCACACCAACCUGCCCUUCCCCCCUUUUCUGGUCCAUUGCCUCUGUUCCUCCACCUCGAUUCAACAGACAGGCACCUGGUGGGGGUUACCAGGGCUUUUGAGCCCUUCUUGCUUGUGAUUAUGACACCAAGCUGCUGCUGUUCUCCAAAUCAGGUGGGCAAGGCCAGGAUGUGAAAUUCACUGCAACUCCACAGUAUGGCUCAGUACAUCAUGGGCACCUACCACCUCAACAGCCUGAAGCUGGGAGCUUAGUCGGGAUGUAGUCUGACGGGUAGCUUGUGAUCGCUGCUUAGACCAAUGCCAACGGUAACCACAUCACUGUAAUAACAAAUUAUUGCUUGAAAGGAGAUAAAUUAAUAAACACAUGCUCACUGGAAGUUGGUCUGUACGCUAUUAUUGAGGAAUAUCAAUAAAAUGUUUUUAUUUAUUUGACCCACACAUCCAUCUUGUCUUUGAUGUAUGGCUGCCAUUGUUACUGUUAUGGACCAAAAUAACAAGCCACAUCAGAUUAGAAAGCAGUA